Messenger RNA from Blepharisma stoltei, 1254 nucleotides. NCBI's taxonomy places the organism in Eukaryota, Ciliophora, Heterotrichea, Heterotrichida, Blepharismidae. The record is from the annotation of a GenBank genome assembly.
AUGAAUUGUGGAGCUUGUAAACAGCAGAAAGAAAAUCUUGUGUGCCAGACUUGUGUUUCAGAAAGGAUCGGGCCACUAAAAGAGCAUUUAUUUAUGCUAAUCCCACAUGUGAGAUUACUUAAUCCCCUAACUCACUCACUAUGCAAGCAGGAAAGCUCUAUUUUUUUCCCCCCUCUCCUUGAGCGAAUAAAGAAUUUUUUUUAUAUAAAUAUUUUUUAUAAAAAAAAUAUUCCAAUAUACAAAGUGAUAGUUAUUAUAAUGAAAUCUGAAGCUAAUCCUGUUAAUUUUAAACAGCUUGCAUUUUAAAACAUAAAUUUUACAAACUAAAUUAAUAUUUUGCUUUCUAAUUUUUUACGAAUUGAGUUUUUUAACUUCAAAAAAAUUUACUAUAAAAUUUAUAUAUAAAUUUUUAAAAAAAAGAAUAAAAAACACUUCCAUGUGUGAACAAAAUUUUUUUGUUCUCUCAUGGGGAGUAGGAUAAUUAGCAUUAUUUUUUUUUGUGAAAAGGAGGAAUUGCUUUUAAAAUACGUACAUAUAAUUUUUUUUAGACAUAUUUGAAAAGAAAAAUCUAAUUUAAUUUAUAAAAUUUAUAUUUAUGAAUGCAAACUGUGAAAAAUUUGAUAGAAUUAGAAACAAACUGUUAUAAAAGUUAUUAAUUACAUAGAAAAAAAUAUAUAUUAAAAAAUUUUUUUGCUCAGCUUAAAAGGGGAGAGUUAGGGAAAGGGCAUCAGAGGUAAUUUUAAAACAAUCGUCAAACCAAAUGGUCAAAGAAAUGCAGAAAAAUACAUUAAAAAGGCUGAAAGAAAAAUUUGAUAGAAGUAAAAGUAAUUAGACAAGGAAAAUCUGGAGAAAAUUAAGGCACAGAUUGAAAUUUUGAAAUGGGAAUUUGAGGAGAAGAGAAGCUUUAUAAGCACUAUUAAUACUGAAGAAAAAAAUAAAGAAAAUUGCGAAAAUCUGAUGCUGGAAACAGAAAAAAAGCGAAAAUUACAUAUAAAAGAAGCAGCCUUGAUUUUUGAAAAUAAUCCUUAUUUUCCUGAUUAUUGCAUAUCAGAAUUGUUUCAGCUAGAAAGGUGCAUAGGGUUCAGCCAGAUUUUUCAAGAUGAAGGUGAAAUGAAAUCAAUUGAUAAAACAAAUUUUAUAAUUUCAUUCAAAAGUAACCUAUAUUCAGCUAUUAUGACUCCAUACAUGACUGACGAGCAUCUUCAUGCGAUCACUCAUUCUAUCAAUUCUAUCUGCUGCUUCAUUUAUAUUUAA